UGUUUACAUUUUUACAUUAUUUCACAUAAAACAAAUGAUUAAAAAAAUUUAUUUGCGUUUUUGUAGUGAAAGUUGAUCGUGAAAAGCAAUUAAUUGUGAUUGACGAAUUCCUUGAAGAAGUAAGCGUAGAAGAACUGCAGGAACAGCUUCCGUCACAUCAGCCAAGAUUCAUCGUCUACUCAUAUAAAAUGAUUCAUGAUGACCGAAUAUCUUAUCCAAUGUGUUUCAUUUUUUAUACACCACGCGAUUCAAUGAUGGAACUUCAAGUUCUGUAUGCACGCAGUAAAUUAUUGUUACAAAAGGAAGCAGAUCUUACACGAUCAUAUGAAAUUCGUGACAUUGAAGAUUUUACGGAAGAAUGGCUUCGUGAAAAAUUACAUUAAAUCGAAGAA
Messenger RNA from Clunio marinus, 392 nucleotides. The record is from the annotation of a GenBank genome assembly. Lineage: Eukaryota; Metazoa; Arthropoda; Insecta; Diptera; Chironomidae.